Messenger RNA from Exaiptasia diaphana, 648 nucleotides. RefSeq names its product putative sugar dehydratase/epimerase YfnG. Bases 1 to 648 code for a protein of 215 amino acids. The record is from RefSeq and is a predicted model, not a curated record. The transcript has a single exon. Lineage: Eukaryota; Metazoa; Cnidaria; Anthozoa; Actiniaria; Aiptasiidae.
AUGGAACUCGUCGUCAGAAGCUAUCAUCGCACAUACUGGGAUCAACUUCCGGCAAUUGGCAUUACCCGCUGCGCAAACGUCUUUGGCUAUGGUGACGUCAAUCAGAGACGCGUCAUACCGCUGUUUGUAACGAAAGCGCUGCGCGAACGAGAAAUAGAGCUUAAAUACCGCAAAAACGGCCGCCAGUUCAUCCAUAUGGCCGAUGCAAUUUCUGGCUACGUGCUAGCAGCCUCAGGCUUAAACGAAGGCGGCCAGCAGGAAAAGAAAGGCCUCAAGAAACCCGAAGGCACAAGCCCAUUUACGCCUACAUUUCAUUUCGCAAUUGAAGAAUAUGGUGUUGCUGGCGAGCCUUUCAUUCGCAUGCAAGAACUUGCUGAGCGAGUCGCCGCUCUACUUGAUUCCAAAGUGAAAGAGUCACCAGACUGUCGCGACUACGCUGAGAAUGAAAAUAAGAUUCAAGCCCUCAGCUGCAAGCAGACCAGAGCUGCUCUUGGCUGGCAAGUAAGGAGAACCCUGGACACUGAGAUAAGGCACCUUGCCACGUGGUACGGUGCCGACUUAGAGCGACACGAUCUUGAGACUUUGAUCAGCCGCGAUAUCGAUGACAUCGUCACCGCUCUUGCUAGCGCGCAGGAGAAUCCAGCAUGA